Messenger RNA from Acanthaster planci (crown-of-thorns starfish), 802 nucleotides. RefSeq names its product ribosomal protein L17 (gene rpl17). Gene Ontology annotation, biological process: cytoplasmic translation. Gene Ontology annotation, molecular function: structural constituent of ribosome. Gene Ontology annotation, cellular component: cytosolic large ribosomal subunit; ribosome. The record is from RefSeq and is a predicted model, not a curated record. NCBI's taxonomy places the organism in Eukaryota, Metazoa, Echinodermata, Asteroidea, Valvatida, Acanthasteridae.
ACAAGUUUUGAUUGGAUGCAGCGUUCUGUAUACUCGCGGCCAGCCAGCCAAAGCAACUGCUGCCCAAGUUUGGAAGAGCCCAUUGGCGUUGGCAACAUGACACGUUAUUCACAGGAGCCUGACAACGCCACAAAGUCAUGCAAGGCGCGUGGCUCCUACCUUCGAGUGCAUUUCAAGAACACUCGGGAGACGGCUGCCGUCAUCAAGCACAUGCACCUGCGGAAAGCGGUGCGUUUCCUGAAUGACGUCAUCAAGAAGAAGCAGUGCGUCCCCUUCAGGAGGUUCAAUGGUGGAGUUGGUCGCAAGGCUCAGGCCAAGGCGUGGAACCACACACAGGGACGCUGGCCCAAGAAGAGUGCGGAAUUCAUGCUUCAGCUGCUGAAGAAUGCAGAGAGCAAUGCCGAAUUCAAGGGCCUAGAUGUGGACUCCUUGGUGAUCGAUCACAUCCAGGUCAAUGCUGCCCCCAAGAUGAGACGCCGGACCUACCGUGCUCAUGGUCGCAUCAACCCCUACAUGAGUUCUCCCUGCCACAUGGAGGUCAUCCUGUCUGAGCGUGAGCAGAUCGUGCCCAAGCCUGACGAGGUGGAGAAGAAGACGAAGAAGGUGUCCAAGAAGAAGAUGGCACGCCAGAAGAUGAUGGGACGAGAAUAGACCCUCGGAGUAGCAAAUGGGAAGAGCCUAAAUUCAAACAAUACAACCACAUUUGAAAGCACUCUAGAGAAGGAGAGGGGGGUGUGUUUGUGCAUACAUCGACGACUGAUGGUGAAUGGUGUUAAUAAAAAUCAGAAAGUAUAAAAAAGAA